AUGCCCUCGUGGCGGCUGAGCUGGCUGACAGGGGCAGGGGGAGGCAUGCUGGUGCUGCAGGCGGCGGUGCUGACUUACCUCUCCCACCCUCGGCCUGCCAGCCUUCAUGGCUUGAACAGCAAGAUGAAAACUCGGCGCCAAAGUCGAGCAUGUAGCCUAGACGGCUCAGUGUACAGGUGCACGCAAGUAGCAGGGUUUAGCCUCAAAGGCUUCAAUGACCCAAGUCCGAGACUAGACUGUCUGACGGGCAAGGAAUCGUGGAGAAUAUGCAGCAACGGAGAGUUCUUGUGCUUGGAUCCGUCCUCGCGCUUGCUGUCUGCGUCUCAGGCGAAGGCGGCGAACGUCACGAGCAACUACUGCUACCUGGCAGGAGCAUGGUCCAUGUGCAGGCCUCUCGAGUACGCGCGAAGCAGGUAUCGUGACUGUCUGGACAGCUUCUUCUCGCACGGCAUCUGCACGCCAGGGGAAACUCUGUGUGAAUGGCGGGAGAUGAACGUAGGGGAGACCGAGUCGUUGAGAUCGAGAAUGCAGGUAGAGGAACCGAGCUCGCGAUGUCUCAGUCAGGCGCUGCCGCAAGGAGAGGUACAUGUCGUGGUCGCCAUGCGAGACGCGUCGCCGACGAUGAGGGUGGUGGAGGACGUCGGGCUGAUGGGGUUGACCAACAGCCUCGUGCUGCUCUACAGGCGAGCUGACGUGGGCUUGAACCUAGCAGGGAUGCUCUCGUCUCCUCUGGUCGCUGGCUUCCCAUGUGGCAUCACAGUGCAGGAGAAGCUUCUGGCGCCGAACAAGGGCAACGAGGCUGCAGUGUACCUGGCGUACAUGGUGGAGUACUACGACAAGCUUCCCUCCAUGACCGUCUUCCUACACGAUCAUGGACAUACAAGCUGGCACAGCCAGCUGAGGCCGGUUUUCAAGCGAUCUCGCGCGUUCUACCUCCUGGUCGCCUCGCGUCUGAGAGACAGAGAGAGCGGCGCGCUUGUGUAUCCGGAGAUUGCGAAGCUUGCGGCCUACUCGUCGCUCGUAGGCUUCAUAGAUGAGAAUCCGGUGACGUUGAACAGCUGCUACUGCCACGAGCUUCGUGAGCCGCUCUGCUUUGUCUCAUAUACAGUGAACGACUACGAGAGGGAGACGAACAGGUCGAUACACGACACAAAGAGCCAAGCAGUGCUUGAUAAAAUCUAUCGAGCUGUAAUCUCGCUGAGGGAGCGAUCGAAGCCGUGGGACAGGAGAGGUCGGCGACUGGUGUGGGAGGAGCCUCCAGAGGUAUUCCAGCAGUCAAAGAGGCUCUUUGAAAGCAUAGAAAGAAGGUUCGGACGAACAAAGAGCGGACCCUCGAUCCCGUUCGCGUCGUGCUGUGCGAUGUUCAUAGCGCAGAGCAAGCACAUCAGACGACAACCGAAGCAAUUCUACAAUGAGAGCUUGCGCGCGAUCCUGUCUACUCCUCUCCUCUCUUACCACACAGGUCGAUGGUUCGAGUUCCACUGGGACGACUUGUUCUUGGAUCCGUCGGGGGCAAGGGAUCCAGCGAGGAGAAGUCUUUACGUCGAUAUCGACGACGUGUACGCAGAAGUCUAUGGCGAGACCAACAGGCUCGCUGAUCUCCAGCAGCUCAUUGACUCGUAA
This is a messenger RNA of Guillardia theta CCMP2712, 1623 nucleotides long. RefSeq lists its product as hypothetical. The transcript has 2 exons. NCBI's taxonomy places the organism in Eukaryota, Cryptophyceae, Pyrenomonadales, Geminigeraceae. The coding region runs from base 1 to 1623 and encodes 540 amino acids. The record is from RefSeq and is a predicted model, not a curated record.